This is a messenger RNA of Exaiptasia diaphana, 1729 nucleotides long. RefSeq names its product N-substituted formamide deformylase. The transcript is spliced from 2 exons. Bases 8 to 1666 code for a protein of 552 amino acids. Lineage: Eukaryota; Metazoa; Cnidaria; Anthozoa; Actiniaria; Aiptasiidae. Gene Ontology annotation, molecular function: hydrolase activity, acting on carbon-nitrogen (but not peptide) bonds. The record is from RefSeq and is a predicted model, not a curated record.
UGUUACAAUGGAUGAAGGAAAUACCGCAAAGRUCGAGGCAAUUGCAAUCAAGYAUGGACGURUACUGGCAAUAGGRAUCAAGGAGCAAGUGUUCGACCAUGCGAACGAAKACACUGAAUAUGUUCAGCUAAAUGGAAACCAAACGCUCCUUCCCGGAUUUAUUGAACCUCACCAACAUGCCAUYCAACAAAUGUUGAUAAAAUGCUUAUAUACAACAUGCAGYGCGUACUAUUAUCACUCGUAUAGCGAGAUUAGMGCACUGUUUGAGUCAACGAUAGCUGCAGUGGACCAUAGCAGUCAACAAUGGUGUAUAUUUUUUGGAUGGGACCCUGAAAUACUGACCGAUCUACCAAGGCUAAGCAUGGAUAUCCUGGAUAACUAYUCAAAAGUUAYUCCGAUCGUWGUCAUAGGCCAGAAUGGCCACGUCGGCUGGGCAAAUAGCAAAGCCUUCGAGCUUGCCGGUGUCACRRAAGAUGUUGUAGACCCUGCGGGUGGUAKCUUCGUGCGAGACCCUGMAACGGGGAAGCUGACUGGUAAAAUGCUUGARGUGCCACCUCUCCGCAUGGUCCUCCCRUCACAACCUCCAGGRUUAAGCGUKGAAAACAUAACCUUAGCUUUCAAUCAGCAGUGGAAUGAGUAUGCUAGUGCUGGUUUCACAACUGUUACCGACCUGCUCUACAUGCCCAACAAGCUAUUAGAUCCAUUGCUAAUAAAAAAGUGCCACAGCUCUGAYUGUCCCAUCCGCUURGCACUUUAUCAAAGAGACGUUCCAAACAUUGAUGAAAAGUGUGAUUCACUCCAAGAGAAUGACAAGCUCUGGAUAGCAGGUGUGAAGCUCAUGGCAGACGGUUCUCCGCACUGUGGAACAGCAGCGGUAAAAGAGGAAUAUCGAUGCAGUGAAUUAACUGAUCUUCUCUCCUUCCCUGCCGCACCGAAUUAUGGUAAAUUAAACUAUAGCAGGAAAGAUCUCCUCGAGAGGGUUCGCUUCUGGCACAGCAARGGAGAACAGAUYGCUAUACAUGCMCAUGGCGAAGCUGCCAUUGAACAAGCCCUGGAUGUCUUGGAGGAGGUCCAGUUCAACSAACUCAACAAAGGUCUUUGCCAUCGUCUUGAACAUCUUGGUCUGUGCGAAGAAAAACACAUCGMAAAAGCUKCCAAGYUGGGUAUCUCUUUAUCAUUCUUUGUACAGCAUCUAUACUUCUACGCUACUUCGUUUAAAAACAUUCUUGGACUAGAACGAACCAAUCGCUGGGCGCCUUUAAGCUUGGCCGUUAAACAUAAUGCACUGUGGACAUUGCACCAGGACCACCCUACCUUUCCAGGUCCUCCCGAGCCAUUUGCCAACUUAAUGACUGCAAUCACACGCACAGAAAGAUACAAACCAGAGACGGUAUAUGGACCUCARUACUGCAUUUCCAUUGAAGAUGCUUUGAAGGGCUAUACCAUCAACGCAGCCAAGCAGAUUSAMAUGGACAAAGAACUUGGUAGUCUGACUGUUGGUAAACGAGCUGAUCUGGUCGUUCUYAGUGAUAACCCAUURAAAGUAGAUCCAUUUAAGCUUGUAGAUAUUAAAGUCUUGGAUACGUACUUGGAUGGACGUAGYAACGGACUGACUGCAAGRAAGGAAUCAAGAAAGAACGGGAAAUUAGUUUAUACAUACAAUUAAAGACGUUUUUUGGAAUUAUAUUACGUGUAGAGUGACGAAAUGAAUAAACAUAUCAUUUUUGAA